Phytophthora nicotianae INRA-310 is the source of this 7163-nucleotide messenger RNA. RefSeq lists its product as hypothetical. Lineage: Eukaryota; Oomycota; Peronosporomycetes; Peronosporales; Peronosporaceae. Bases 81 to 7115 code for a protein of 2344 amino acids. The transcript has a single exon. The record is from RefSeq and is a predicted model, not a curated record.
AAUCGAAGACCAUCACUCCUGCGGCUUUGCGCCGUUUCCGCAUUGAUCGGAUGCGGCUGUCCGUACUCUAGGCAGCGUCCAUGGCGUCCCCAGGCGACGUACAGGGCGCUUCUACAGGCUCCAGAUGCACCAGAGCAGACUGUACAUCGCUGCGUGAGGAGCUGGAGCUGCUGCGCGGCGACCUGCUGGAGAUCGAGGGCGAGAAUGAGCAGCUCCAUGACCAGCUGGCGACACUACAGUCCGAUGCCAGCUCGCGCGAGCUGCAGACACAGCAGAAGCUGGUGGAAAAGGAAAAUGCGAUCGCCCACUUGAGCGAGACCGUGGCUGGGCUUACGACGCAGCUACAACAGCAGCUCGAGCUGCACAGCGAGAAAACUACAGCAAGUGCGCCUGAUAAGCCUGCUACCAAGCCUGUAGAGCAAGAUUUUGAGGCUUUAAAGACGCAAAACGAGGCGUUAGAGAUUAAAUUAAAGGAAUUACAAGCACAACUGGAGAGAGAAGCCACUGCUGGCUUAAAGGCGCAGCGACAAGUGGCCCAAGUGGCCGAGGAGAGCAAGGAUGAACGCAGUGAGCUCUAUACAGCGCUAAAGGAGAACGAAAUACUGCGAGAUGAGGCAGUGGAACUGCAAGAAGCAGUGAAGAAUAUGACGAUACAGAUAAAGGAGUAUCAAGUGUCGAUCAUUGCCAUGCAGGACCAACUUGAGGCCUACCGCGACGCGGUGGAUGAGCAAACGUUGGAGAUUACGCAGCUGCAUACAAAAGUGGAAGAAUUAGAGCACGAGAAAUUGAGUGUGGAAGCCAAACUCAUCGAGAUGGACGAGCGAGAGAGCGAUGUAGACGCUCUGAUGAGCGACGUGAAGGCCAAGUUCGAGAUGGAGAAGGCCGUGCUCAUUGCAGAGCUGGAUGAGCUCAAGCGGAAGUUGAAGCAGCAGCGAAUGUUAAAUGAACAGCAGCAACAACAGGUUCAGGAAAGCAAAAAGCUGUUGAAAGACGAAGAGGAGGAAGACAUGGUUCGUGGUAGUGCAGGUGCUGGCAUGGAAGACCUCGAAAGGCAGCUUGAAAUGCUGCAAGAGCUGCGUGUCCGAGAUAAAAGCACCAUUUCAGAGCUGAAUCAGCGCAUUUUGCAACAGCAGAGCGAUCUGGAGAGCCUAGCUGAGCACUUAAACGUUGAUGCUGUCGUUGAAAGUGCAGUUGAGACUGCGGCACAAAGGCAGAAAGCCAAGUUUGACAGUCUUGAACACGAGAAUGCAACGCUGAAGAGGCGUUUGAAGGAGCAGCGUGAGCUGACACAGGAUCUUGAGCUGCGGCAAGGUAUCGUAGAGAAGCAGCUGGUGGAAGCGGAGGAGUGGAAUGCCAAGUACGAACAGCAAGCUGGACUGGAGGAUGUGGUGAAGUAUCAGAAGAAGCUGCGCGCGCAGCUAGAGCAGCAGCAGAAGAUGAAUGUCAAGUUACGCCAAGACCUCAAUGAUCAGGUGGAGGCAGCGGGGAAGCUCCAUGUGGCGUUUGAGCGGUUGAAGACAGAAGUAGGCAAACCCGACAGCUUCGAGUACGAUGAUGUUGCUAUUGCUGACCAUUUAAAGGGUCAAUUGGCGAUCAAUGGUGCUGUGAUGAAGCAGAUGGAGGUCCAAAUCCAAGAGCUUGAGGCUGAACGACUACGAUUCCUAAAAAAACUGAGAGAUCAAGCGCGGCUAACCGGUUAUAAACUGUAUGAACAGCAUGGCUUGACAACGGAACAGUGGAGCGCGGUAGAAGAGUUUAUUGAUCGCGUCAAGCAGACGCCGGAGGUUGCUAAGCGGCUUCUUGAGACUAAUUGCGAACUGGUGGGAACACGUGAUGGAGACCAGUUAGCACGGCUCGCGCAGGAGCAACAGGAUACUAUCGAUGAACUGGAGAGGAAGCUUGACGUCAGGUGUGAGGAAAACGCACUUUUGUUGAAGGAUAUUGAGCGACUUCAAAGUGAGUUGGAAGAAGCGCAGUCUCACCCGCCAGUAUUAGCAGAGCCACAACCAACCACUGGUCCAGAUGAUGGUAGGGGUGAACUUAUACGUGCCCUCGAUGCCGCAAAGACGAAGUCGCAACGACAAGAAGGUGUAAUUUACCAUUUACGUGCAGAAAUUGCGUCCCUGCGCAAGGAGCGUGAGCAGAAGGAUGGCAAGAAGGAUGUAUCGCCUCCCAGUGCGUCUGAGAACGUGGAUUGCCUACAGGAUGCGUCACGUCAUAGACUUGCAAGCGAGCCUCACAGCCAAGCAUACGCAGGAACACAAACGUCUCCCUGCGCAGAUGAAAAGAAGUCAAAGACGUCUGUUCAAAUUAAACCUGAGGACGAUAAUGACGUGUCACUGCCAGCUGAAGAGGAAACGUGCAGUCACGUUGUGGGAAGCAAGGAAGCUGCUCCGAAACACACCGAUGCAGCAAGUAAGCAGCUACCAGCAGAACAAACCCACUCCAGCACGCAUCUAGAAUCAAAACCUGGAGAAGACCGGAGCGAUCAUGCUGAUAAUAUUGCCUUGGUCGUAGCCAAGGCAAUUGAAGCCCAAUUUGCAAUUCUUCAAGCUCAAACCGGCUCGGGGUUUUCAUCCAAGGCAUCUGCUACUCUGCCCAAUAUCGAAGCAAAGGUCAAGCCUGCUUCUCCCAAGAAGUCGUCCGUUCAAACGCAUGUUCCGAAGACAGAUACUUUGUCCGUCUCUGUAGUAUCUCCGCGAUCACCUGGGGCUCGAAAGACUGUCGACAAUAUGGCGUUUGAAAGCGAGGACGAAAUGAUGCAGCAAGUUGAUUUCUUACGGGAACUGAACGUGUGUCUGGAUGAGUUAGUGACAACGGAGGCACGUAACGAGGAGCUCCAAGAGCAAUUACAUCAACAUGAAGAGGUGUUCCAGUCUCUGAUGGAUCAGCACACAGUCUUGUACCAGCAUUUUUUCCAGAUGCACGCGCAAUACACGAACGCUGAGAUUCGCCUUCGCGGUGAGCUGGACCAGAUAGCAGAAGAAAACAAAGACUACAAGCUCAAGUGUGAGCGGUAUGAAGCUGGGUUGCAUUUACUCGGCGUGCAAAACCAGCAGAUCCCCGCAAUGACCAGCGACUCACUUAUCAGUGGGAAUGAAGCGCAGUUGCGCUCCGAAGUGAUUGAGCUAACUCGAAAAGUUGCUGCGUUUGAAGUGAAUGAAGCGCGACUCAAACGGAAAUACCACCAACUGCAUAACGAAUGGCUUGGUACCACAGAGCAUAACAAACUGCUCCAACGUGAGUGGAGCGAAAUGGAGAGGACGCUCAAGUAUCGAGUUUUGUACCUUGAAACGUGGAAACAGGGCGCUGACGAGAUGAUUGAACGCAUGGAGAAGACUCUGGAGAAGAGCGUGCUGCGCGAGUUUGCUGACAAGCAGCAACGCGUGAUGGCUGAUGUUCUCAAGAAGUACAAUGUGUUAAGCGAAUCGUACGCGAAGAUGCAUGGCACGUACUUAGAUAUGUACGACCUGCCAGCUCAACUGAGCCGCGCACAGCACAGUCUGAUGGUACUGCAGGCAGAAAAGAGCGCUAAGAAGAGUACAGGAGCCGUAGGGUGUGACCCUGGAGUUCUUCAUGAUCGGAUAGCUCAACUAGAAGGCGAGUUACAAGCGCAAAUGGAGCGUGUGAAAGAGCUCGAAGACGCUAAGUGGAAAAAUAUUCUCGACGACGAGUUAGUGCACUCUUCUCCGCUCGAGGGAGACGAUAAUGAGCUUCGAGAUGAGAAUAAACUACUGUACGAGAGGAUUAACGAGGUGGAGCAACUUUAUGAAAGUCUCGCGCUUGAGUGCGCCAAGUACAAGGACAUCGCUUCGCUUGCCGCGUCUCAAGCGAACACACUGACGAAACGAGCAGCUCAGGAGCAGGGCAAUCGUGAACAACAAGAAGAACAGCUGCGUGAACUGAUGGCUGCGUCGGAAGACCACGCGAUUGUCGGCGAGCUCCAGCAUCAGUUGAUGCAGAUUAGGGCGACGUAUCAGCAGUUCCUGGUACAAUACGACCUGGUCACAGAAACGCAGCAGCAGACACUGCUGAAAAACCAACGACUUGAGCUGGAGAUGGAGAAAAAAGCCCAGGAACUGUCUGCGAUUCGAGAGAAGUCAAGCGAUCGAGUGCAAAUUCUGGAGAAUGCGAUAGCGCAAGUCAAAGAGCGGGACUGGACAGCUCGGAAUACCAAAUGGGAGGCUUUCCGGAAGCGAUUGGAUGCUCUGGAAGAUGAAAUACAAGUCGAGCAGCAACGUCGCAAACAACUUGAGAAAGACCUGGAGGACAAACAAGCGCAACUACCGCUGCUGGACCUCAAACAACGAGGUAAUCAAAGUGAGGUAGGUCGGUUAAAGAGUCGAGUGGAUGUGUUGGAAACACGAGAACGUUUGCUCAUGGGACAGCUUGAGGCUGCCACGAAGGCAACGGGGUCGAAGGAGAGGGAAAUCCGGCUGCAAGCUGAGCUUAGCGAGACCAAGGCACUGAAUGAAGACCUCAUGCGUCAGCUGGAGGCGAUCCAAGCUCGCGUCUCGGAGCUGCUGCGGUUAAAUGGAGGCCUGGAAGCGGAGAAGCGUGAACUAAGAUGCAAGUACGAGGAUCUAGAGCUGGACUUGCAGUAUGCACGUACAGGGAUCGCAGGUGGGGAGAGACGACACCACGAUAACCAGCGGGACGACUCUAGUCACUCCCCUUUGAUGCGGCAGAAGGUGGGUCUGUACGAGAAGGAUCAGGCGGAGCUACAGCAGGCUGCUCAAGUAACAAUUGCGAGCUUGAAGCAGCUCGUUGAAGAGAAGAAUGCGCUCAUCAAUGAGUAUCAGAGAAAGCUGGCAAUUGUGCGAGCGUCAACUGCCAAAGAUAAAGCGCAGGAUCGACUAGAGACAACGCAGCUCAACAAAAAACUGUAUGAAGAGAACCAACGGAUGAUCGCGCAGCUCAAGGAAGCGAUGAGUACUAUAAGCAGUAUGGAGAGAUCAGGCAAGAGCAAACAGGCUUUACAAGCAGCUCAAGAACGCCACGACCAUGCUUUACAAGAGUGGAAACAAGCCGAGAUAGCGUUGGAAGGUGCAAAACAGUCGAUCCGCGAGUUGCAGAUGGAGCGCGAAGUCCUGAGAAACGAGAGAGACCUCGCUGAAGCUCGUGCUGGGGAGGCAUUGGAGGAAAUCGUGCUGCUGAAGGAGAAAGUGGUGGAGUGUGAGAAGCACAGCCAAAAGUUGGAGCACCAGGUUGCGUUUAUUAAGCGUGAUUUAGUGAAGAAGGAGGAAAAGCUCAAGGCGCUACGAGACGCAAUCAUUAAGCUGAAGGAAGAGUUUCUGAAGGCUGAAGAUCGUCAUGCUAUUGAGCUCGUGAAGGUGCAACACGCGAUGAAUCAGGACCUGAGUGCUAGGAAGCGGAAAGAGAAGGAACGUCGCGAGGAAGAAGAGGACGAAUGGAGAGAGGAGAAGACGCGGUUGCAGAGUCAAGUGCAGAUUCUGCAAGAGAAGCUAGCAUUACUCAAGAAAAAGCACGAUCAACAAACGAGGCGAAAGAAGAAAGCUGAAAGUGAGGAGAAGGAGGAGAAAGACAGCAGUUCAGAGGUGGAAAUGCAGAUAUUGAAGGGUGAAGUCGAGCGUCUGAAGCGGUCGCUGAAGGAAAAAGUGGUCAGUGAAGCGAGGGCAGUAGAAGAGUUGGAGAAGAAGAUUAAGAUCCUGCAGGCUCAGAACCUCGCGCUGCGUGAGGCUUCGACUCACGCACCAGCGGUCCCGACGGAAGUUGAUGCGAAGGCGAAACGCGAGCAGCUUGAGAGUGAGCGGAAGCUUCAACGUCGUGUGGAUAUCUUGAUGCUUCGGCUCAAAGAGAAGCAGGCGGAUGGGAGCAGCAAAGACAGCGAACUGGAACGUUGUAACGAACGAAUAGCGAAGUUGGAGGCCGAUUUGCAGUCGCAACAAGCAAAGAAUGAGAAGGAGCGUCUGGCUCAUUCAACCGCUGCACCUGUAGUCUCCUCAUCAGUGAAGCAGCAGUUGGAAGAACUGGAGCGCCAGAAUACCUUCCUCCAGGAAACUUUGGCGUUGAAGCGGAAGGAAUGGGAGGACUCGUUUACCGCCCAAAUGGAGAAGUACGAAGCGCAGUUACAGCGUCUACGCCGUCGACUCGUUCAGCAUGGUAUACCCUCGACUGACGAUGCAGACACAAGUGAGCAUGAGCCUCAGUCGAGACUGCAACGAGAAGAACAGCGUUAUCUCGUGGAGCAGGAAGUGAGAGAAGAACUCCUGGCUGUAGGUGAAGAGCUGCGUAGUAAAGAGCAGGAUAUGGUGACGAAAGACACCAAGAUACUCGAAUUGGAGCUCGAGGUCGAAAGCUUCCGGCUUGAAUACAAGCGGCUGCAGCGGAAUAGCCAGCAUGGUGAUGGUCUGCAUGGUAGCGAUGAUACGUCGAAGCAGCGUCGCGGUAAAGGUGUUGGUCGUGGAUCUUCAUGGGCGACUCAGGAACGACUCGAGCUCGAGGAAGUGAUUGAGAACAUGAAGAAAGUGAUCGAGAAACUGCGUGCGGAGAACGAGAAGCUGAAAAAGGCAGCGGAGAAGCAGGUGUCGAUAUCUCCUGAGCGAGUGGAGGCUAUGCGACGCAAGCUGAAGGAGCAGAAAGAAGUUCGAGAACGACUGGACGCUCAGCUGGAGAAAUUGCAGCUUGAGAACGGCGAGUUGAAGAAGGACAAGCUGAAACUUCAGCAGAAACUCCGUGCCAAGACAUCGUCUUCUAAAUUAAAGAGCGAGAGUACUGCAUUAGAGCUUCAACUCAAGGAGAAGGAGCGACUAUUGCUGCAGUCGGAGAAGGAGCUGGCAGAGUUGCGACAUCGAGUGCUUCAGUUGGAACUGCAACUUGAACGUGACGCCAAUGUCGAAGAUGAGACACAAAUGCAACAUGAACAGGAAGAACGCAUCAAAGAGCUAGAAACCCAAGUGCUCGAGCUGGAGGACGAAAACACGAAGCUAACCAAUGAAUUGGCGGCGUUCGACGAAGACUUCUUCGAGGAGAUCGAAGAUCUGAAGUACAAAUACGCACAAGCUGUCCGUGACAAGCGCCAACUAGAGAAAAGACUUGCACGCAGUGACGGAAUUUCCCCCAAAUCGACAUCUUCGCGACGUAGCAGAAGCUAAGGGAACUUAUGUAUAUUAAAAACUGUAAUAAAUGAACCACUUUUGAGC